Molecule: messenger RNA, 4217 nt
Organism: Ornithorhynchus anatinus (platypus)
Lineage: Eukaryota; Metazoa; Chordata; Mammalia; Monotremata; Ornithorhynchidae
Gene: JAK1
Product: Janus kinase 1
Exons: 26
Coding region: 342-3803 (1153 amino acids)
Biological process (GO): intracellular signal transduction; tyrosine phosphorylation of STAT protein; cell surface receptor signaling pathway via JAK-STAT
Cellular component (GO): membrane; cytosol; cytoskeleton
Molecular function (GO): ATP binding; cytokine receptor binding; non-membrane spanning protein tyrosine kinase activity
Source: RefSeq, a predicted model, not a curated record
GUGGGAGCGGGGAGCGGCGGCGGCGGCAGGAGGGCCUCGGGGCGGGAGCGGAGACGAGCGCCCUCCGGCCCGGCCCGGCCUUCCUCCUUCCUCCUUCCUCCUUCCUCCUUCCUCCUUCGUCCCUCGUCCCUCGUCCUUCGUCCGUCGUCGUGGGGUCCCGCCAUGCCGGGGGCGCCCCCGGGCCCCGCCGCCUGAGCCCCGCCGCCUGAGCCCCGCCGCCUGAGCCCCGCCGGACCCGGGGCCGCCCAAGGACCGACGGACGUGGCAGCCCGAAAUCGAUUAUUUCUGGCCAGCGCGGAGAUCGUCCGGUCAACCGCGUCGGGCCCCGCACCGCUGAGUAAAUGCAGUAUCUAACUAUCAAGGAGGACUGCAAUGCCAUGGCUUUCUGCGCAAAGAUCAGGAGCUCGAAGAAGAGCGACGUGAGCCUGGAGGCCCCGGAGCCCGGCCUGGAGAUCGCCUUCUACCUGUCGGAGCGCACCCCGCUCCGCUGCUCCAGCGGCCAGUUCACCGCCGAGCAGCUGUGCAUCAGAGCCGCGCAGGAGUGCGGCAUCUCGCCCCUGUGCCACAACCUCUUCGCCCUGUACGACGAGAGCUCCAGGCUGUGGCACGCGCCGAACCACACCGUCACCGUCGAUGACAAGACGUCCCUGAGGCUCCACUACCGCAUGAGGUUCUACUUCACCAACUGGCACGGCACCAACGAGAACGAACAGUCCGUGUGGCGGCACUCGCCCCGCAAGCAGAAGAACGGCUACGAGAAGCGGCCGGUCCAGGAUGGCACGCCGCUCUUGGAUGCCAACUCCCUGGAAUACCUGUUCGCCCAGGGGCAGUACGACUUGGUGAAGUGCCUGGCCCCGGUCCGGGACCCCAAGACGGACCAGGAGGUGCACGAGAUCGAGAACGAGUGCCUGGGAAUGGCCGUCCUGGCCAUCUCGCACUACGCCAAGAAGAAGAACGUGCAGCUGCCGGAGCUGUCCAAGGACAUCAGCUACAAGCGCUAUAUCCCGGAAACGCUGAACAGGACCAUCAGGCAGAGGAACAUGCUCACCAGGAUGCGGAUCAACAACGUGUUCAAGGAUUUCCUGAAGGAGUUCAACAACAAGACCAUCUGCGACAGCAGCGUCUCGGCGCACGACCUGAAAGUCAAGUACCUGUCCACCCUGGAGACGCUCACCAAGCAUUACGGGGCCGAGGUCUUCGAGGCGACGCUGCUGCAGAUCUCCUCCGAAAACGAGAAGAACAGGUCUCACUUCGGGGACCACGGGGAGGUCCUUCACUUCGAGGUGAUGGUCACCGGGAACCAGGGGAUACAGUGGCGACAGAAGUGCAACGUCGUGCCCGUCGAGAAGGAGAAAAGCAAACCGAAGAGGAAGAAACUGGAAAGCAAGACCAAGAAGGAGGAGGAGAAAAUCAAACUCCGUGAGGAAUGGAUCAGCUUCUCUUACUUCCCCGAAAUCACCCACAUCGUCAUAAAGGAGGCGACCGUCAGCAUCAACAAACAGGACAACAAGCGCAUGGAGCUGCAGCUGGCCUCCCACGAGGAGGCUCUGUCCUUCGUGUCGCUGGUGGACGGGUACUUCCGGCUCACGGCGGACGCCCACCACUAUCUCUGCACGGACGUGGCCCCCCCGCUCAUCGUGCACAACAUCCAGAACGGCUGCCACGGGCCCAUCUGCACCGAAUACGCCGUCAACAAGCUGAGGCAGGAGGGUAACGAGGACGGGAUGUACGUGCUGCGGUGGAGCUGCACCGACUUCGACAACAUCCUCAUGACCGUGGCCUGCUUCGAGAACGCCGAGCAGGCGGUCACCGGCGCCAAACAGUACAAGAACUUCCAGAUCGAAGUGCGGCAGGGCAAGUACAGCCUGCACGGCUCCGACCGGGCCUUCCCCUCCCUGCGGGAGCUCAUGGACCACCUCAAAAAGCAGAUCCUCAAGACCGACAACAUCAGCUUCAUGUUGAAGAGAUGCUGCCAGCCCAAGCCCCGGGAGAUCUCCAACCUGCUGGUGGCCACGAAGAAGGCGCAGGAGUGGCAGCCCGUCUACACCAUGAGCCAGCUCAGCUUCCACCGGAUUCUCAAGGAGGAGAUCGUCCAGGGCGAACACCUCGGCCGGGGGACCCGGACCCAGAUCUAUUCGGGCACCCUGGACUACAGGGACGACGAAGGGACCGCGGACGAGAAGAAGAUGAAAGUCAUCCUCAAAGUCCUGGACCCCAGCCACAGAGACAUCUCUCUGGCUUUCUUCGAAGCGGCCAGCAUGAUGCGGCAGGUCUCGCACAAACACAUCGUCUACCUCUACGGCGUCUGUGUCCGGGACGUGGAAAACAUCAUGGUGGAGGAGUUCGUGGAGUUCGGGCCCCUGGAUCUCUUCAUGCACCGCAAGAGCGAGGCUCUGACCACCCCCUGGAAGUUCAAGGUGGCCAAACAGCUGGCCAGCGCCCUCAGCUACCUGGAGGACAAAGACCUGGUCCACGGAAACGUGUGCACCAAGAACAUCCUCCUGGCACGCGAGGGGAUCGACGCCGAGUGCAGCCCCUUCAUCAAGCUGAGCGACCCGGGCAUCCCCAUCACCGUGCUCUCCAGGCAAGAGCGCGUGGAGCGCAUCCCGUGGAUCGCCCCCGAGUGCGUCGAAGACUCCAAAAACCUGAGCGUGGCGGCGGACAAGUGGAGCUUCGGCACGACGCUGUGGGAGAUCUGUUACAACGGCGAGAUCCCCCUCAAGGACAAGACGCUAGUGGAGAAGGAGCGGUUUUACGAAGGACAGUUCAUGCCGGUCACGCCGUCGUGCAAGGAGCUCGCCGACCUGAUGAAGCAGUGCAUGAACUACGACCCCAACCAGAGGCCCUUCUUCAGAGCCAUCAUGAGAGACAUCAACAAGCUGGAGGAGCAGAACCCCGACAUCGUCUCGGAGAGGAAGCCGGCCACGGAGGUGGACCCCACCCACUUCGAGAAGCGCUUCCUGAAAUGGAUCCGUGACCUGGGCGAGGGCCACUUCGGGAAGGUGGAGCUGUGCAGGUACGACCCGGAAGGGGAUAACACCGGCGAACAGGUGGCGGUCAAGUCCCUGAAGCCCGAGAGCGGCGGCAACCACAUAGCCGACCUGAAGAAGGAAAUCGAGAUCCUCAGGAACCUCUACCACGAAAAUAUCGUCAAGUACAAGGGCAUCUGCACCGAGGACGGAGGAAGUGGGAUUAAGCUCAUUAUGGAGUUCUUGCCUUCCGGGAGCCUCAAGGAAUACCUUCCCAGAAACAAGAGCAAAAUCAACCUCAAUCAGCAGCUGAAAUACGCCGUUCAGAUUUGUAAGGGGAUGGAUUAUCUGGGAUCGCGGCAGUACGUUCACCGGGAUCUGGCGGCGAGAAACGUCCUGGUGGAGAGUGAAAACCGAGUGAAGAUCGGCGACUUUGGCUUGACCAAGGCGAUCGAAACGGAUAAGGAAUAUUACACGGUCAAGGAUGAUCGGGACAGCCCAGUGUUCUGGUACGCCCCGGAGUGUCUGCUGCAGUGCAAGUUCUACAUCGCCUCCGACGUCUGGUCCUUCGGCGUGACGCUCCACGAACUGCUCACCUACUGCGACUCGGACGUCAGCCCCAUGGCGAUGUUCCUCAAGAUGAUCGGCCCCACCCAAGGACAGAUGACCGUCACGCGCCUCGUCUGCGCCUUGAAAGAAGGGAAGCGCCUGCCCUGCCCCACCAACUGCCCCGAGGAGGUCUACCAGCUGAUGGGGAAAUGCUGGGAGUACCACCCCAACAAACGCACCACCUUCCAGAGCCUCAUCCAAAGCUUCGAAGGACUUAUGAAAUGAACCGAAAGGGAAAAAGACCGAGCCUCGCUCCCGCUUGGGAUGGACCGGAUGCCGGCCGGCAUCGCGCCGUGGAGACGCCGCUUAAUUGAAGCUUCCCCAGGCGGGCGUCCGGUCCCGGGGAGGGGGCGCCGGAGCCCUCGUCCGACGCGGGCGCUGAACCUGGCCUUGGGCGUCGAUGCGGUGGGUUAGGAUACCGGGCCUCUACUGAAGAUGCUCCGAGGAAGGACGCGGCGCCGGCGGAGAUACGAAACAUACGCCUCUACCCUCUGCCUACGGGUCACGCGGUACCGAAGCGGCUCGUUUAAUUUUACCCGUUCCGAUCGUUCCUGUACUUGUCUGAAACCUGUGUACAACCUAUAUGCACUUUGUUACUCUUUAUACAAAUAAACAUAAUAAAGACUUUCACGCACCGGC